Messenger RNA from Adineta steineri, 2829 nucleotides. The record is from the annotation of a GenBank genome assembly. NCBI's taxonomy places the organism in Eukaryota, Metazoa, Rotifera, Eurotatoria, Adinetida, Adinetidae.
AUGGCUUCAUUUAAUGAUAUGGGAUUAUUUGAUGAUUUAGCUGAUGAUGGUGUUCAUGGAUCACAACAUAUAUCUGAUGAUGAUUUACCAAGUGAAGAUGAUGAUGAUGACGAUGAUGAUGAUGAUGAUGAACUUGAUACAACAGAUAUUGCUCAUGGUUCAAUCGAUAUUAAAAAACCAUUGGCGGGAAUGUUACCAAAUACAUAUGAUGGAAAAACAGCUGAAGAACUUUUUCCAGAUUUUAAACCGAAUGCAAUUCUUCAAUUUAAUAAAAUAUUCGGUGCUGGUAAAACAAAUCAUUUACCCAAACCAUGGGUUAAUCUACGUAAACGAUCUGUUCAAGAACAUGUCGAUACACGAAUUCGUGAAGCAACAAUAAAUGAAUGUGCAGUUGAUCAAGAAACACAAUUUCUUGGUCGUUUACCUCCAGUUAUCAAUGAACCCAUAUCAGAUGAACAUGAUACAUCACAAACCGAUAUGAAAAUACCUAAUUGGCGUGUUGGUCCAGCUCGAUUAUGGUAUGAUCAAAUAGGUUUAAGUCUUGAUUUAUCAUCCUAUGAUUAUGGUUUUAAAUUAAAUUCUCCUCAAACAUUACAAACUCAAGCAUCAAAAGAACAAGUAACAAAUGAUAAUGAAUUAACAGGAAAUGCAUCAUUACCAGUUAAUUUAAUACGUUGGGAAGAUGAUAUUAUAUUUGAUACUUCAGUUUUACGAGAUAAACUUGAUUUAAAUACUCCUAAAAUUCGAUAUUGUGCUUGGGUACCAACAACAAACUAUCGUUCAUUAGCAAGUUUUCAAAAAAGUGUAUUCGGAAAAAAUACAGAUUAUUUAGAGAAUGGAAAUGAUGAUGAUCCAAAAUAUAAAUCAUGGUAUUCUAUUUUUCCUAUUGAUAAUUAUGAUUUAAUGUAUGGUGAUUGGGAAAAAGAUAUUAUAAUUGAUCCAGAAAAUAUGGAACGUAUACGUGAACCAUCAGAAUUAAUUCUCGAUGAAAAUGAUGAUCAUUUAAUUUUUGAAAUACCAACUGAUCCAAGUGAUUGUCAAACACGUCAACAACAACGUAAUCGAGAUUCACGAGAAAAAGCGGAUGCAAAUACUUCCAUUAGUCCAACAAAAGGUGGCAAAAUUCCACAUAAAGAUACACGAGGACGUGUUACACGUAGUGUUCUUACUGGUAGUGGUUUAUUAAAAAAAACUGAAGAUAAUGAUGAUGAUGCUAAUGAUCAAACAGAUAGUCCAAAAAAUGAUUUUUGGAAUUUAUCAAAUGAUGAAUAUUAUAAUCCAAGAUUAACUGAUUCUGUUGGAAAAAAUCUUGGCACACUUAAUCUUCAACAUGCUACACCUGCUGUUGAACUCUAUGCUCAAUUAUUUCCUACACAUUUAAAUGCAACAAAAUUACGUCAUUUUCAUCGACCAACAAUAAAGAAAGCUCUUGGAAAAUUAAAACCUGGAGAAUAUCAUCCUGUUCAAUCAGUACGAAAAAUAUCGGAUACACGUGCAGCUGAAAGAGAAAAAGAACGACAAGCAUAUGGUGGUGGUGAAAUGUUUUAUAUGCGUCGUUUACAAGAUUUAAGUGGUUUAGAUAGUGAUAUAGUUUUAGCUGAAUAUAGUGAACAAUAUCCAUCUUUACUUAAUCAAAUUGGAAUGGCAACAAGAAUUAAAAAUUAUUUUAAAAAGAAACCAGGUAAACAAGAUAAUCCACCAAUGUUAGAUUAUGGUGAAAUAGCUUAUUCACAUUCAUCACCAUUUCAAGCGGAUAUGGUUCCUGGAGAACUUUUACAAGCGUUUGAAAAUCAUAUGUUUCGUGCUCCAAUAUUUCCUCAUAAAUUACUUCCAACAGAUUUUUUAAUUCUUCGUACAAAACAAAAUUAUCAUAUACGUAAUGUGAAAAAUAUUUUUACAAUUGGACAAGAAUGUCCAUUACAAGAAGUUCCAGGACCAAAUUCUAAACGUGCAAAUAUAUUUGCAAGAGAUUUUCUUCAAGCAUAUAUAUUUCGAUUAUUUUGGAAAAGUCGAGAUAAACCACCAAGAAUUAAAAUGGAAGAUGUUCGCAAAGCUUUUCCUCAAAACGCAGAAAAUAGUAUUCGAAAACGUUUAAAAAUGAGUUCAGAUUUUAAACGUACAGGAGGUGUUCAUUGUAAUUGGUGGGUAUUAAGAAGUGAUUUUCGUUUACCAAGUCAAGAAGAAAUUCGACAACUUGUUACACCAGAACAAUGUUGUGCUUAUUAUAGUAUGCAAGCAGCAGAACAACGAUUGAAAGAUGCUGGUUAUGGUGAAAAAGUUUUAUUUGCUGCUGUUGAAGAUGAAGCUGCUGAUGAAAAUGAUCAAAGCAAAAUUGAAGAUGAAGUUAAAUGUGCGCCAUGGCAUACAACAAAAGCAUAUCUUGAUUCACUUAAAGGUAAAUGUUGGCUUCAAUUACGUGGUUUUGCUGAUCCAACUGGAUGUGGUGAAGGUUUUUCCUAUGUUCGUGUUUCAAAUAAACCUAAUGCUCGAGAAGUCGAACCUGAAGCAGUUCAAUCAAAGAAAAUGGUCACUGGAACAGAUGCUGAUUUACGUCGUCUUCAUUUGAAAGAUGCAAAAAAAAUUCUAAAUAAAUUUGGUGUAUCUGAUAGUUUUGUUCGAAAUCUUUCUCGAUGGCAAAUUAUUGAUAUUGUUCGAACAAUGUCUACACAACGUGCUCGUGAUGGAGAAGAUGGUGCUUCUAUGGCAAAAUUUGCUCGUGGUAAUCGUUAUAGUCAAAUGGAAUAUCAAGAAAAAUAUAAAGAAGAUUGUCGAAAAAUUUUUGAAGGACAAAAUAAAACUUUAGCAACAAAUCAUUUCAUCAACAUCUGA